AUGCCGCCCAGACCGGCAACGAAGCCGACAACGAAGUCGGGCCCACAGAAGUCAAGUCCAGCAAAGUCCAGCAGGACGUCCCGCCAGAAGGCCGCCCCGAAGCAGCCCCUCCCCGUCGCGGACCGCCUCAAAAGACUUUUCACGUCGCUCUGCGCGCAGAUCGACGGCGGGCACUUUGCGAACGCGAUCAAGACGUGCGAUAAGAUCUUGCGCCUUGACAAGCACGACCCCGACGCGCUACAGACGAAGCUCUUCCUCCUCCUCCAGACGGACCAGUAUGCCGCUGCGCUCGCGAUGGCCGAUGCCCCGAGCGGGCUUCCCGGCGAUACGGAGAGUACGGUGAAGGAUCAUACGUUCGAGAAGGCGUACUCGCUAUACAGGCUGCACAGGGAGGCGGAUGCGUCGGAGGCCAUGAAGGAGCUCAAGGAUAGGAGCGAUGAGGUGGACAGGGGUGUGUUGCACCUAGAGGCUCAGCUGGCGUAUCGGCAGGGGAAUUACCAGACCGCAUUUGAGCUGUACAACCAGCUGCUCGAUACCGCAGACCCAAACUCAGAAGAGCACUCCGACAUCCUCACGAACCUUGAAGCGGCACAGAAGCACGUCGACUUCCUCACGUCCGGCUUCCUCCACGCGCUCGACGCGCUCCCCCCGGCCGUCUCGAGCACUCUCGAAUCCGCACCGCCGCCAGUGGCGCAGCCCCACCAACAGCAGCAGGCCGUGCUCGCGUCCGCGCAAGCCCCCUCUGAGACGCAGAAACCACGGAAGGUGCGGAUGAAGCGCGUGCCGAAGGGUGUCGUGCCCGGGGUCACGCCACCUCCGGAUCCGGAGCGGUGGCUGAAGAAGAGCGAGCGGACCACGUCUGGGCAAGGGGGCAGACGGAGGAAGGGUGGUGCGGGUGGUGGGGCGACCCAGGGCGCUAUGGAGUCUACCGGAGGUGCUGGGGGCAAGAAAUCUGGUGGGGGUAAAGGGAAGAAGAAGUAG
This is a messenger RNA of Dichomitus squalens LYAD-421 SS1, 981 nucleotides long. RefSeq lists its product as uncharacterized. NCBI's taxonomy places the organism in Eukaryota, Fungi, Basidiomycota, Agaricomycetes, Polyporales, Polyporaceae. The coding region runs from base 1 to 981 and encodes 326 amino acids. Gene Ontology annotation, cellular component: signal recognition particle, endoplasmic reticulum targeting. Gene Ontology annotation, biological process: SRP-dependent cotranslational protein targeting to membrane. The record is from RefSeq and is a predicted model, not a curated record. The transcript has 4 exons. Gene Ontology annotation, molecular function: 7S RNA binding; ribosome binding; protein binding.